AUGGCAUCAAAGACAACAAUUCUCGAGCACCCUUCCGUGGGGCAAGUCCAUGGAGUGCAGCCAAAGGGACAAGCCCAUGUGGAGCAGUAUCUCGGCAUCCAGUAUGCAACGCUAGAGAAUCGGUUCGCUAGAGGGAAGUUGGUCGAGACGUACACGGCCCCGAUCCAGGCAACAGAGACAGGUCCUCUGCCUGUUGCUGAUCCCAGGAACUGUGACAAUGAGCACCUAUUGCUGCAGCACAGCCUCCCUCAUCCCAAUUUCAAAUUCAGCGAGACUGAAUGUCUGACCCUCAACGUAUCGGCGCCAUCCCUUGACGCCCGGGGUACGAGAGCCGAGCCGUUGCCUGUCGUUGUCUUUGUACACGGUGGUGGGUUUGUUACAGGGAGUGCAAAUUGGCCGCAAUGGGACCUCGCUCGCCUAGUAGAGCGAAGUGUGAAAGUCGACAAGCCAGUCGUUGCCGUCGGAAUUAACUAUCGUCUAGGCCCUUUUGGCUUUUUGGCCUCAUCAGCCUUGAGAGACGCGGGUUUCAAGCCCAACAAUGGUCUCGAUGACCAGAGACUUGGGUUGCGCUGGGUUCAGAAGAACAUCUCGGGCUUUGGAGGAGAUCCGAGCAAGGUCACCUUUUUGGGAAGCAGUGCUGGUGCUGCGUCUGGCUUUUUUCACCUCCAGUCUUCUGAACCCGUUUUCAGCCAGUUGGCCGCAUAUGGUGGCAGCCCCCUCAUCCAGCCAAUUCCUCUAGAAGUCACAGAAAUCGCCUAUAGCAUUGCGGCAAAAGUUCUGGGAAUUGACAGUCUCUCCCCAGCUGACCAAGUCAAGUCACUCCUCAAGAUUCCCGCCGAGGAGAUCUCGGCCAAACUUGCUGGUCUGCCCGUUCCCUUAUCUGCAGCCCUCGAUGGGGACGUCGUGCGUUCUAAGACGACCUACACCGCGCUGGCCAACACUCCUUCACUUGAGAAGGCAUUCCCUGGCGUUGAAUGGUGCAAGACCAUCCUUCUGGGAGAUGGGCAAUUCGACGGCAUGAUCAUAGGUCUGACAGCUCUGGCUCAUCGGACUGACAACCUGUCUACGUCCCUCAAGAAUUGCCUCAACACGAUCUUCGCAGACGACCCGGCUAAAGUUAAGACUAUCUUGGAUGGUUACGGUAUCAACGAUUCCAACGCAGACAAAGUUCCCGUGUUCAACUUUUUGAACGACAUCGGCUUCGCCCAGCCCGCAAAAGCCACGGCGGAAGCAUGGGCUGGAACUGGUGCGAGGCUCGGGACAAAAUCUUUCCUUACCCAUUUCAACAUGCCCAACCCCUGGCCCGGCAUGUGGCAAGGCCAAGCUACUCACGCGCUGGACAUUGCAAUUCUGUUGGGUAACUACAAUGACUUCCUCAGUACGGGCCAGAAAGCGUGCUCCGAUCAGAUGUCUGGGGACUUGCUGGCUUUCGCCUAUGGCAAGGAGCCAUUCUCAUCCUACACUGCUGGCAAUGAUGGUGUGUCGAAAGUGUACAAGGCGAAUGUGGAUGCGAGCAAUGACGAAUCCAACGUAGCCAGGGAGUCUGACGAAGGCGAGACGGGCCGCAGGCGGAUUUUAGACGAUGUUGCGGCUGGAGACCCGACCGUGUUGGACAAGCUUUUGGAUGUUUUUGGCCUCUUCGUCCAAGGACCCAAAUAA
This is a messenger RNA of Diaporthe amygdali, 1659 nucleotides long. RefSeq lists its product as uncharacterized. The coding region runs from base 1 to 1659 and encodes 552 amino acids. NCBI's taxonomy places the organism in Eukaryota, Fungi, Ascomycota, Sordariomycetes, Diaporthales, Diaporthaceae. The record is from RefSeq and is a predicted model, not a curated record. The transcript has 4 exons.